Messenger RNA from Fonsecaea multimorphosa CBS 102226, 870 nucleotides. RefSeq lists its product as uncharacterized. Gene Ontology annotation, cellular component: cytosol. Lineage: Eukaryota; Fungi; Ascomycota; Eurotiomycetes; Chaetothyriales; Herpotrichiellaceae. The transcript has a single exon. The record is from RefSeq and is a predicted model, not a curated record. Gene Ontology annotation, molecular function: aldehyde-lyase activity. Bases 1 to 870 code for a protein of 289 amino acids. Gene Ontology annotation, biological process: pentose catabolic process.
AUGGCCUCCUCAACCAUUACCGUCAACAACCCUCUGACCGAUGCCCUCCGCGAUCUGAUCUCAGCAAACCACAUCCUGGACCAUCAUGGCGUGGUGGACGCGUACGGGCACAUCUCGAUCCGCCACCCGCUCGAACCCUCGCAGUACAUCAUGUGCGGCUACAUGGCGCCAGCCCUAGUAGCCUCGCCGACGGACUUGAUCUACUACCACGUGGCCGACUCCAGCACGGUCGAUCCAAACGCGAAGAAGGGAUACUCGGAGCGCUUCAUCCACGGCGAGAUCUACAAGCGAUACGCGGGGGUGAAUUGCGUGAUCCACUCGCACGCCGAGGAAGUCCUGCCCUAUGUCGUGAGCAUGGGCGUCCCGCUCAAGGCCGUCUACCACAUGUCCGGGUUUUUGGGUUGCAAGGGCGUCAAGGUAUUUGAUAUUGACCCGCUGUACAAGCCGGGGGAGCAGCGGGACAUGCUGGUCAACAACUCGCGUUUCGGCGCCGCAUUGGCCGAAAGGUUCGUCUCCGAUUCCGCCACGCAGAGCCCCGAGGAGACGGUGGUCCUGAUGCGCCGCCACGGCUUCACCUGCGUGGGUCGCGACAUCGUCACCGCCGUUUACAGGGCUAUCUACACGCGCAUCAACGCCGAGGCCCAGACAAAAUCCAUGGCCAUUGCCAACAACAAUAAUGUCCCGAUGCACGACCAAGGCAUGGCGGGCGUCGGCUUCCAGGCGCUGACGGACGACCAGAGCGAUGGCUGCGCGAAAAUGAACGAGGCCUUUCAGGAUAAACCCUGGAGACUGUGGGUUCGGGAGGUCGAGAGCCAGCCCCUGUAUCGCAACGAGUUGAGCCCCAAGCAGACCAUCAUAAGGCUGGCUUAG